AUGCAGAACGAGCUCGCUCAACAGCCAGGGGUGGUGCCCUGGAUGGAGAGCGACGACGACGACGGCGACGCGGACGACAGCAGCGACAACGACCCCGAGGGAGAAUCGUAUUACGUUCCCUUGCCGCAGAGCGUGAACUGUGUGACGGAAAAUGAGAGGGCUAUUCGUUCUUUUCACUCCGAUGAAGAGAUAGAUGCAGAGUCAAGUAGAGUGGAUGAAAUCAGCAUGAACGGAGUCUCACCAGUCUCUCCACCUACUGCAACAGAAAGGUCCCUCCCCCUGGACAACGUACAAGAAGCUGCCAUCCGAGACGCGAUGCAGUUCGUGAGGCUGCCCGAGUCCUCGUUCCCACAGUGGGCCUUUGCCGUCCCCGAGGAGGAGUGGAAGUCGGCCCUCCUGGCCAGCAUCCACCAACGCCACUGUCACCCCCAGACAAAGAGUGCUCUAGUCAGAGAGGAGUGCCCUGUAAGGUUACCACCAGAAGUCAACAGAGUUCUCUAUGUCCGGAAUCUACCAUACAAGAUCACUGGUGAGGAAAUGUAUGAUAUCUUUGGGAAAUAUGGCGCCAUUAGACAAAUCCGAGUAGGCAACACUCCAGAAACCCGAGGUACUGCAUUUGUUGUGUAUGAGGACAUUUUUGAUGCCAAGAACGCUUGUGAUCAUUUGAGUGGAUUCAACGUGUGUGGAAGAUAUCUUGUUGUCCUUUACUACCAGGCCAACAAGGCAUUCAAGCGCAUUGAUUCAGAUAAGAAGAAAGAAGAAUUGGAUGCUAUGAAAGCAAAGUUCAACCUCAACAGUGAACGCAGUGAGAAGUGA
Messenger RNA from Darwinula stevensoni, 816 nucleotides. Lineage: Eukaryota; Metazoa; Arthropoda; Ostracoda; Podocopida; Darwinulidae. The record is from the annotation of a GenBank genome assembly.